AUGGGCUGGGGACAUGUGAUGGAAGUCAGUGAAGCAAAAGCCCCCAUGAUGUAUCCUGAAUACGGAGCCGCUGCGGACGGUGCGACGGCUGCGGCAGGAGGCUCCCUCCCCAGCUGGGGUGUCUGCCCGGUGGAAGCAGCUGAGCAGCCAGCUGCUGGGAAGAGCAGUAGUGUGAAAUUGAGCUCUUCGCGGGGCUCAGAACCUGAAUGUUUCUCCCUCCCCAGAUUAAGACAGCGCAGCCCUGGGUCCCUCCUAGUGGGCAGGGUCCACAUCGUCUGCAGGCUGGAAAGAUCCCGCGGACAGGACACGUGGCAGGAAGGGGGAGCAGAGAGGAGGGCCCUGGCAACAAAUGGGCUACAUGAUCCUAAGAUAACAAAGAAGGUUCCAAGCCGCAGGAAGUGGAGUGAGGACGGGUGUGCUGGGUCCACCAGGAGCCCACAUCCUCAGCCACCACAGCAAAAAUGCCAGUCAGUUCAUCCACGUUCAGCGAAGAUGUGGCACGUAGCUCUGUCGGCUAAGACAGCUGCCAGCACACAGGAGCCCCAGAGAUACCCAGCAAAUAGACCCAGUGUCAGCCCAGACACGUGGCGUGUCAGAAACACAGGUCCCACGGCAGUCAUCUGCUUCCCCAAACGUCUGAUCUGAGGAGACCACCUGUAUGAUGGACACUGAGGGGCUUUGGAAGGCGACAGAGCUUCACAGAAAACCCAGACCCCCUCGCCCCAGGCCGGUCUUCCUCUCUAACCUUACCUCUCACUGUUUGCCCCUCGCUCACUCCUACUGUUACCUCUUCCCCACAGAGGCCAAGCUCACUCCCACCUCAGGGCCUU
Molecule: messenger RNA, 830 nt
Organism: Ailuropoda melanoleuca (giant panda)
Lineage: Eukaryota; Metazoa; Chordata; Mammalia; Carnivora; Ursidae
Exons: 3
Coding region: 1-645 (214 amino acids)
Source: RefSeq, a predicted model, not a curated record